Messenger RNA from Suillus clintonianus, 906 nucleotides. RefSeq names its product MoaB/Mog domain-containing protein. The transcript is spliced from 7 exons. The record is from RefSeq and is a predicted model, not a curated record. Bases 1 to 906 code for a protein of 301 amino acids. Lineage: Eukaryota; Fungi; Basidiomycota; Agaricomycetes; Boletales; Suillaceae.
AUGUCAUCUACUGUUCAACCGCCAGAUAACCCGACCUUUCAAUUACCACCAUUAAACUUUCCCAUUUCUCCUGUACCGAAGAAGAAUACACUUAACGAGGGACGGCAUAUAAAGACUGCCGCAGCGCUCAUCAUUGGGGAUGAAAUUCUGAAUGGAAAGACGCUCGACCGGAACUCCAAUUACUUUGCGCGGUUCUGUUUUGAGCAUGGUAUUCAAUUGAAACGCAUAGAGGUGAUAGCGGAUGAUGAAGCUGAAAUUAUCGAGGCCAGCCGGAGAAUGGUGCAACUGUAUGAUUUUGUAGUGACGUCGGGAGGUAUCGGGCCCACCCACGACGACAUAACGUAUGCAUCUUUGGCCAAGUCUUUUGACCAGGGCCUCGUAUAUCACGACGAAACGCUCGCUCGGAUGGAGGAGGCUGGCAAACAUCGGGCUUGGAUAUCAAAGCAGAGUGAGGAACAGCGAACGGCGCGCAAGCGUAUGGCACUGUUCCCUGAUGCGGCCGAGGUAAUAUUCGUUGGAAGCGACAUAUGGGUGCCUGUCGUUCGACUGCAAGGGAAACUUUGCAUAUUUCCAGGAAUACCCAGUCUCUUCCAAAAGAUGCUAGAUAACCUGAAACCAUUCCUUCCUCUCCCGCCUGAAGAGGAGCGACCUUUCCGGCUCCAAGUGUUCACGGCAUUGCCCGAGUCGUCCAUCGCCCCGUUCCUUACCGACCUUCAAAAGCGAGUACAACCUGAGGGUAUUCGGAUAGGCUCGUAUCCAGUCCUGCAGAAAGGUGUGUAUGUGUCGCUCAUAGGUGCGGAUCGUGGCCGUGUACGUCAGCUUGGCGUAGAGGUUGAGAAAGAAGUGGAGGGGCGCGUUGUCAGUGAGGCGGAGGCGGAAGCCAAGCGUCAAUUGGGCUGCAAAUGA